AAAGCAGAUCCACAAACAGCAAGAGAGAGAGAGAAAAAAAGACCCGUCGUUUAACACUGGGGCGAUAACAGUUACAGCACCCGUAUCGGUAUCCCCGAUUCCGGAUUAGUUCACUCAUAACUAGCCUAAACGAUCCAGUGCUCCGCUGGCGACAGGGGCUGAAGUUAUUGUUUGUUGUCUUCAUAAACAUCAGGCUUGUGUAAGGGCACGGGUAGUAGCAAUCUAGCUCACAGGCUACACCACAGCACCAAUACAGACUGAUAUUCGCUAGAUCUCCUGCUUUAUACACCAGCUGUGACACUAUGACAUCAAGGAAGAAAGUUCUUCUGAAGGUGAUCAUCCUUGGAGACUCCGGGGUUGGGAAGACAUCUCUGAUGAACCAGUAUGUGAAUAAGAAGUUCAGUAACCAGUACAAAGCUACUAUAGGAGCAGAUUUCCUGACAAAAGAAGUGAUGGUUGAUGACCGACUUGUCACAAUGCAGAUAUGGGAUACAGCAGGUCAAGAGCGGUUCCAGUCUCUGGGUGUGGCUUUCUACCGCGGCGCCGACUGCUGUGUGCUGGUGUUCGACGUCACUGCCCCAAACACCUUCAAGACACUGGACAGCUGGAGGGACGAGUUCCUGAUCCAGGCCAGCCCACGUGACCCAGAGAACUUCCCCUUCGUGGUGCUGGGCAACAAAAUCGAUCUGGAGAAUAGGCAGGUAACAACCAAGCGGGCACAGGCUUGGUGUCAGAGUAAGAACAACAUCCCGUACUUUGAGACCAGUGCAAAGGAGGCCAUCAAUGUAGAGCAGGCUUUCCAGACCAUCGCGCGCAAUGCACUCAAACAGGAAACCGAAGUGGAGUUAUACAACGAGUUCCCCGAGCCAAUUAAGCUAGACCGGAACGAUAGAGCCAAGCCAUCAGCAGAGACUUGUAGCUGCUGAGGACCUCCAGGGGGCACAGCGUUUCACCCUCAGCCUCUCUGGCCUUGUCUCUGCCUCACUCCCUCUCUCUCAUGCGUUCUUUCUUUCACCCGAUCUUCAUCUCCUCCCCUCCCCUUAACUCUAUAAUCACUGGCCUUUGUAGAUGAGCAGACUUCCUCUCAUUCAGUAUACUACACAGUUCGCAUUCACAGCCUUAGUCACGACACAACACACACACCCACAUAUGCUCAAGAGGCUCAAUCUGACACCCGUUUUCGUACACAAAUCUCGACACCUCGCACCGGUUCUGCAGAACUGUCGCCUCACCCACAUAAAAAGUCCUACUGGAACUCUUCACAACACUUGAAUGGCUCUUGAGAUUUUUUUUUUUUUUAUAUGAUCCAGUCCUGCAGUGCAGUUGUAAUACAUGUGACGUGAAACGCUGAAAGAUGGGGGGUGUAUCAGAGGUGUACGUUGGUACCAGAACUACCCGUCAUGUUCAACUGCUUCAUCAUUCUGCUUGAAAUAAAAUGGCGGCCUGACGUAAAGCAUGCUACAUUUGCAUCUUAAACUCGUGAACCCAAAAACGCUCCUCAGUUUGUGUAGUCCCGAAGCACUGGAGGUCUAACACUGCCCCCGCUGUUACAGCUGAGAGCUGCAGUCAAUUAAUCUAGUGUACGCCCAAUCACUGUCCUCAAAAUGGAACACAAAAACACGAAUAGCAAACCAUGCGAUGGGGAAAUUUAGAUAUUACAUCUAAAUGAUCUACAAUUCAUACUAUUAUGACAAUUAGUAUUUCUUUAUAUUUUUUAUAUCGUCGAUCCUCAUGUCAGCAUGACCGAAUCACCGCGAGUCUGCCGUGAACAAGUAGUGGCGUAGGCCAUCUCUUGUCGUUUUUGUUUUUUCUAUUCUUUCAUAUCUUGCCCAGACUCUACCAGUAGCUCAGGAUGGUAGAGAAUUCAAGUGCUCAGUAUCACUCGGAUCUUUUCCUGUCUGUAUGUUCAUUAUUAUUAUUGUAAUUAUUUUUAUUAUUAUCUGUGUUGCAUUAUAUACAAAUAAACACAUCUAGACAACAUUGGGGGAAAACUGAAUUGUUCAUGGCAUUUAAUGAAACAAAAUGCACAGCGUAUACAUUGUUCAAGAUAAAUGUAUUUCAAAGUAAUGGAAAUAAAAUUAAGUUGUUGAAUAAAACUGCUGUACAUUGUGUGUUUGCUGUACACUUAUUGAGAAGUGACAACUGGGACAAUUUGAAAUGAAUGAAUUAAAUGUGUCCACAAAUCAACUAUUAUAAAUUACAUGAAUGUUUAUUUUCAUCAUCUAAUUAUGAAGAAAGAACAAUGUCAAAUGCACACUACUGCACACUGAAUACUUGGCAAAUUAGCGCUUAACUGUCUUAAAGAAACUCACCCAAAAAUGUAAGUUUGCUGAAACUGUACUCACCCUGAGGCCAUCCAAGAUGCAGAUGACUUUGUUCUUCAUCGAAAGAAGAGAUCUGGAGAAAUUUAGCAUUAAAUCACUUGCUCUUUUGCAGUGAAUGGGUGCCGUCAGAAUGAGUCCAAACAGCUGAUAAAAACAUCACAAUAAUCCACAAGUAAUCGUUUCACAAAGUAAGCACCUUUCACAAGCGAAAACAGUCCAAAACGGUUAUAAAGAAUUAUGUUGAAGGAUUCUGAAAUGAGAGAAUAAAUGGAGAUUUUUCACUGGAGAAAGCAUUAUUAUGGAAUAUGGACUCGUAUUUUGGCCGGAAGCGACAG
This is a messenger RNA of Sinocyclocheilus grahami, 2659 nucleotides long. RefSeq names its product RAB7a, member RAS oncogene family (gene rab7a). Gene Ontology annotation, cellular component: phagocytic vesicle; late endosome; lysosome. NCBI's taxonomy places the organism in Eukaryota, Metazoa, Chordata, Actinopteri, Cypriniformes, Cyprinidae. Gene Ontology annotation, molecular function: GTPase activity; GTP binding. The transcript has 6 exons. The record is from RefSeq and is a predicted model, not a curated record. Gene Ontology annotation, biological process: phagosome-lysosome fusion; endosome to lysosome transport. The coding region runs from base 303 to 926 and encodes 207 amino acids.